Messenger RNA from Capronia epimyces CBS 606.96, 1851 nucleotides. RefSeq lists its product as uncharacterized. Gene Ontology annotation, biological process: transmembrane transport; intracellular polyamine homeostasis. Gene Ontology annotation, molecular function: polyamine transmembrane transporter activity. The record is from RefSeq and is a predicted model, not a curated record. The transcript has 4 exons. NCBI's taxonomy places the organism in Eukaryota, Fungi, Ascomycota, Eurotiomycetes, Chaetothyriales, Herpotrichiellaceae. Bases 1 to 1851 code for a protein of 616 amino acids.
AUGGACAUCUCAGAGGCAGUCCAGCCUAGCACCAACACCGAUGAGGAGCAGCCCGAAUUACAACCAGCACCAGUACCAGCACCAUGCCACGCACUGGAUAAAGAGAAAGAUGCAAGCCCAGAGAUUCGGGUUUCCACAUGGCCAGAGCAACCAACAGACCCUGACACUGCCACUGCCGCUGCCACUGCCACUGCGCGGGCCGACCUCGACCUCGAUCUAGAAUUUGGCUCGACCGUACGGAAAAAGCCCAUCAGUGUUCCCCGGUCCAAGCGGCGAGGUCCAUUGGCCUCGCUCACCAUUCUCGCCGAGGUCGACGACCCGUAUCUCUACCCCAACAGCGCCAAAUGGUUCAUCACGUUCGUGGUAGCCUUUGCUGCGGCGACCACCUCUCUCGGGGGCUCCAUCAUCUAUCCGGCUCUCGCCGAAGCGGCUCAGGACCUCAACGCCAGCGUCACCGUGACCAAUCUUUCCGUGGCGCUGUAUAUGCUCAGCAUCUCCAUCUUCCCUCUGUGGUGGUCGUCGUUUAGCGAAACAACUGGCCGUCGAACUGUCUACGUCACUUCAUUUACGCUGUUCAUCCUCUUCGCCAUCCUCUCUUCCGUGGCGAAAUCGAUGGGCGUCUUCGUCGCGAUGCGCCUGCUCUGUGGCGGGGCUGGCUCGUCGGUGCAAGCAGUCGGAGCGGGAACUCUGGCAGACAUUUGGGAGCCUUUUGAACGAGGAAAAGCCAUGGGCCGCUUCUACCUUGGUCCCUUGUGUGGGCCGCUGCUGGCUCCCGUCAUCGGCGGGUUUCUGACCGCCCGAUGGGGCUGGAGAAGUACCCAGUGGUUCCUGGUCAUUUAUGGCGGAGUGGUUUUCGUCCUCCUCCUCUUCGGACUGCCCGAGACAGUCAAAGCUCAUAAACACAGUGUGGUUGUCCAGGACGCCGCUUCAGCCGCCGUGGCUGAAGAAGAAGAGGGAGGAGGAGGAGGCGGAGGAGGAGGAGGAGGAGGAGGAGGAGGAGGAGGAGGAGGAGGAGGAGGAGGAGGAGGAGGAGGAAGACAAGGCGAUGAAAGCAAUCUAUCCCACAAUAUGCCCGCUCUGUCCCACGCCUCAGCCUUAACCUCAACCACUCGCGUCCGAUUGAAAAGACUCGGCGGCAUCCUGCGCCGAGUAUUCCUCGAGCCCCUGAAGAUCACCCUCCUCCUUCGCCACCUCCCCAUCUUAUUCGCGGCCUACUACGCGACCCUCGCAUUCGGCACGCUCUACAUUGUCAACAUCUCGGUCCAGGACGUCUUCGCCAAGCCGCCCUACAACUUCUCCGUGUCCAAGAUCGGUCUGAUCUACCUCCCUUCCGGCUUCGGCGGCCUGAUCUCGGCUUUGUUCAGCGGCAAAUGGGCCGACCAUGUCAUGGCGCGAGAAGCGAGGCGGAAGAACCGGUAUGACGAGAAGGGGAAACUGAUCCUGCGGCCUGAAGAUCGAAUGAUGGAAAAUGCCUGGGUCGCUGCCGUCGGCUUUCCCAUCUCUAUGAUCUGGUACGGCUGGACUGCCGAGAAGGGGGUAUUCUGGCUGGUGCCGAUGCUGGCAAAUUUCGUCUACGGCCUGUCGACCAUGCUUAUAUUCGGCCUCGCCGCCACGAUGCUGACGGAAUUCUCGCCGCGCAAACCCAGCAAUGGCGUCGCCGUGGCCAAUUUCCUCCGCAACCUCUUCUCCUGCGUCGGCACCGUCCUGACCGUCCCGCUGAUCCGCGCCGAGGGCAACGGCUGGAUGUUUACGGGCCUGGCCAUCCUGGCGAGUACGGGCGCUCUGGUCAUUUGGUGGAUGAGGGCCAAGGGCGGGGCGUGGCGCGAGGCGAACCAAGGGAAGCUUGCGUGA